UCUCAUAAGUCAUAAUAAUCAAGAAAGAACACACAAAAAUGACGAGAAUCAAUGCACACUUUGCUGCUGCUUCGUUUUGCUUCUUCUUAUUCUCUCUCCGAGCCAUGUCCCAACCUACUCAAAUGCGUAUGGAUUGCACCGAAUUCAACAACGUCACUCGAACUAGCCCUUAUCUUUCAAAUCGUGACACGGUCCUCUCCACUCUUCGCAACCGUUCCUCCCUCGGAAGCUAUUCAAACGCCACGGCCGGUCUUAGCCCAAACACAAUCUAUGGCAUGUUCCUUUGCAGAGGAGACCUAAACAGAACAUCUUGUUCAGAGUGUGUCAAUGCCACAACGUUAGAAAUCUAUGAAUCCUGCUUUUAUCGUAAAACAGCUUUGGUAAUCUCUAACGAGUGUAUAGUUCGGUACUCGAACACUUCUUUCUUCACGCUCGUAGAGGAUGUUCCUAAUACCGCUAGAUACUCUCCGGACAGUUCUUUGGAUUCUCCGCAAUUUUUCAAUCGAACACUUCCUGAAAAACUAGACGAACUUAUCCUCAGAGCAUCCUUGUCUUCGUCGUUACCAGUUCCAUAUUUUGUGGAGGAUAGAGAACAUGUGACUCAGUUGGAAGGUUCGUAUGAUUUACAUGCAAUGGUCCAGUGUAGUCCUGAUCUUGAUCCAAGAAACUGCACCGUCUGCUUGAACCUUGCGGUCCAAAGACUCUCGGAGUGUUGCAGCCAUGCUCUGUUUGUUCGGAUCUUCUUUACUAAAUGUCUAAUCACGUACGAAAUCUCCGCUUUGCAACCGAACAUAACGAGUCUUGGCGUUACAGAAGGAAAUGGAAUAUUUGGGGGCACGUUUAUUGCAAUCAUGACAACUUUGGUGUUACCACUUAUGGUUUUAUGAUCAAAUGUAGUGAUGAUUUAAGGAUAGUGACUACUGGUUUAUAUUGGUGUUCUCUUAAUUUGGUUGACGUGCCAUCUGUUGUGUUCUCGACUUCUAAUAAAAGUUAAAAAUAAAUAAACAUUUGUAUAUUUAUAUGUUAGGUUUCAACUUUCAGUGUUAUCGGUUGGUAAUAUAAUGUAUUCGUAUCAAAAUAAAUAAAGUAUAUUCAUUUCGAAUUUUUUA
Camelina sativa (false flax) is the source of this 1109-nucleotide messenger RNA. The record is from RefSeq and is a predicted model, not a curated record. Lineage: Eukaryota; Viridiplantae; Streptophyta; Magnoliopsida; Brassicales; Brassicaceae.